UUCUCUGUAUAUCGAUAGCAGGCAAAUACAAGUUUUUUUUUUCUCUGCUGGCUUGUGAAAAAUUUUCUGUGUGUACCCAGCGACGCAAUUAAUACAUAAGUGCGCCACAGAUAAAUAGGAAUAGACGAGAGUAAAUUCUAGUAGCCGCUACAAAAUAUACAAUAAGAGGAACAACAAAUAAAGAAAACCAUGCCACGAUAUCGCGAAUGGGACUUGGCCUGCAAAGUUUACGUGGGCAAUUUGGGCUCAUCGGCCUCCAAAUAUGAGAUUGAGAACGCCUUCAGUAAAUACGGCCCGCUGCGCAACGUAUGGGUUGCUCGCAAUCCGCCAGGCUUUGCCUUUGUCGAGUUCGAGGAUCGACGCGAUGCCGAAGACGCAACUCGCGGCCUUGACGGAACUCGCUGCUGUGGCACACGCAUCCGCGUCGAAAUGUCCUCCGGCCGUUCACGCGAAGGUCGCGGAGGUGGCGGCGGCGGCGGUGGCGGAGGAGGUGGCGGCGGCGGUGGCGGACGUCGUGGAGGUCGCAGCGGCAGUGGUGGCGGCGGCGGUGCAGCCGCUCGGGCAGGCGACGCUGGCGGACGCUAUAGGAUAAAGUCUACUUCUACUACAAGCACAACAAGAACAACAACAACAACAACAGCUACUACUACUACUAGAACUUCUACUACUCCUCCUCUUCCUUCAACAAGUACAACAACUACUACAACAACAACAACAAGAACAACUUCACGUCUCAUAACUACUACAACAACAACAACAGCUCCUGCUCCUCCUAUUACACACAUUUCACCACCACCACCAACAACAACAACAAGAACAACAACACCACCAAAACCACCACCAACAACAACAACAACAACUAUAACAACACAACCAACAACAAAAUUCUGCGGCUUUCUGAUAAAUGCCAAUUUCAACAAAUACGAUAUAUUCCGCUGACUGCAAUAUAAUAACCACAGCAACCAACCAACCAACAAGAACAACCACAGCAUUUAUGCUACUCCUCUCAAGCUCUUCACCAGCAUCUAUAUAUAAAUCUAUUAUAUAUGCCAAUGUUUAACAGCAGAGGGCAGUGUCCAGGUCAUCCAAUUGCAGCAAGCAGCAUCCUCAACAAGCAACAUCACACUCAACACAACACACAAUCAACACAACACACAAUCAACACACUCACUUGUUUCACUUAACACAUCUACUAUCUCUUUCUAUAUCAUAUUAACUCUCACACAAAUUCACAAUUGACAUGAUCAACCGAAGCGCAAGCGAGUGAGCAGCAGUCAGUCAGUCAGUCAAUCAAUCAAUCAACUGCCAGCCAUCGUCGCAUCUUUUCACCAACAGCAACAACAACAAUCUUCAUACUUCAUCAUAUGCUUCUACAACAACAACCAUUCGCUCACACAUAUUAACAAACUACAACAAGAACAACAACAACACUAUCAACACUAAACAGCAAGAACAACAACAACAACCAGAACCAACAACAACAACAACAAUAAGCAAGCAAGCAAGUGCAACAACUGACCCAGCAAAAGCAAUGCAAGCAAAGCAAUCAAAAAUCUAACUCCAAUUUACACCACCAACCAAGCAACCAGUCAAUCAACCAACCAACCAACCAAUCAGCCAAUCAAUCAAUCAAUCAGCCAAUCAAUCAACCAAUCAACGCUUCCAACAGCCUACUACUACUAUGUACAACAACAACAACAACUACCUACUACUACUACUAUGUACAACUGCUACUACUUCUACAACUGUAGACAAGAAAACAACUGUAAAAAUGACAACUUUGCAGUGUCUUCAGACUUCAGUCUCCAGACGCCUCUCAGCGUGCGCCCGGGUUGCUGCCUUUCUCUCUCUCUCUUUCUCUCUCUCUCUCUCUCUCCACAGCUCAACUGCUUCUUUCAUCCCCAACUACUAUAUACAUAUAUAUAUCGGUAUAUAGAUAUAUAUAUGUGUGUUUAUCUGUAUAUAAACAUCAUCUUCUCAUCUUCAAGCAGCCUCUACAACCAACCAACCACCAACAACAACAACUACUACUACAACUACAACUUCAAGAACAACAACAACAACAACUACUACAGCUACUACAUGCAUCAACAAUGCAACAAACAACCCGAAAAAAAGAAAAGCAAACAAGUUCAGCUUUAUGAGGUUUUCUUUGUUUCUUUUUAUUUUAACUUUUGUUGUUGCUCUUUGCUCCUAGAUAUAUCACCUCAGUCUUGCACCAACAACAACAACAACUACAACCACACAACCACAACUACAACUACUACCACCUCUCUUCCCCUCCGGGUGUGGCUUUUUGCCCCAAAUAACAAUUAAUGACCAGCUUGAUCAGCAUCAAUCGAUAAAAACAACUUCAUCAAAACCAAAUUUGAAGCUUCAAUUAAAUUUAGCUGAGCCAGCGCUUCAUUCUCCACAAUAUUCAACUAGUGCUUCAACUACUACUACUACUACUUCUUCACUCCUGCUACUGCAACUGCAACUGCAACUUCAAUGCGAACUGUACAACAACAACAACCACCACCACCAAUAUCACCAACCACCACCAACAACAACAACAACCACCUUCGAAUUUUUCACGUAAAGCAACUGCAAGAAGCGUAUGUAAAAUUGCCAACAAAAUCCAAAAGGAAAAUCAUUUGUAUAAUUUUUUUUUGUGAGUUAAUUAUUGUUACUUUUGCUUUUGUUAGUUCGUUUUGUACAUUGUUGUUGUUCUCCUCUACACACACACACAUGCUAAUUGUCUGCUCUUGUACCACAACGACAAAAACCACCACAAAAAAAGAAAAGAAAAGAAAAAAACGACGGCGUCAACAAAGAGCGCAACAUCAAAUUCAACAUCGACAACCUGGUGGAGAUUUUGCAUCCUCAUUCAGCAUUCAGCUCGUUCUUCUUCUUCAGCUCUCCUUCAGCUCUCAACUUCUCUACAACUCUGCUACUGCGUGCCCCUCUUCUGCAGCUUCAACAGCUACAAUUCUUCACCUGCGCCUGUGUGUGUGUGUGUGUGGUUGGCUUACUGGCAUCAAAAAAAAAAAAAUCAA
Drosophila sulfurigaster albostrigata is the source of this 3038-nucleotide messenger RNA. RefSeq names its product RNA-binding protein 1 (gene Rbp1-like). Gene Ontology annotation, cellular component: nuclear speck. NCBI's taxonomy places the organism in Eukaryota, Metazoa, Arthropoda, Insecta, Diptera, Drosophilidae. The transcript has 2 exons. Gene Ontology annotation, biological process: mRNA splicing, via spliceosome. Gene Ontology annotation, molecular function: RNA binding. The record is from RefSeq and is a predicted model, not a curated record. The coding region runs from base 190 to 939 and encodes 249 amino acids.